This is a messenger RNA of Desarmillaria tabescens, 1113 nucleotides long. RefSeq lists its product as uncharacterized. The coding region runs from base 1 to 1113 and encodes 370 amino acids. Gene Ontology annotation, biological process: adenylate cyclase-activating G protein-coupled receptor signaling pathway. The transcript is spliced from 10 exons. Lineage: Eukaryota; Fungi; Basidiomycota; Agaricomycetes; Agaricales; Physalacriaceae. Gene Ontology annotation, molecular function: G protein-coupled receptor activity. Gene Ontology annotation, cellular component: plasma membrane. The record is from RefSeq and is a predicted model, not a curated record.
AUGUCCUCUACCUUUAGUCCUGGGGUCAGAGCGGGCAUUAUUCUUAUAACGGUGUGUGCGUCUCUGUCAGCAACGGCUGUGUUUUCGUUGCUUGUGUACAUUGCGUAUUCUGUCACGACCAUCAACAAAGGUGCCACUCGCACAUGGAGAGUCUCCACGCACAUUCACUAUUACUUCGUGAACCUGCUGGUAUGUGACUUGGUGCAAGCCAUCGGUGGUGUAAUGAAUGUCAAGUGGGCCGUAGAUGCUCGCGUGACGGAGGGGACACUCUGCACCACCCAAGGAAUACUUAAGCAGCUCGGAGAUGUCGGAGUGGCCUUGUCAACGCUGGCAAUCGCAAUCCACACCUUUUUGGUUCUCGUUUGUAGGUUCUAUUCGCGGCCACGAAGCGCCCUUGUUGUCAUCGCUGCGAUAUGGGUGUUCUUGACUCUUAUUGUUGGCAUAAGUGAAGCCAUGCACCAUGACGAGGACUAUUAUGGAACUACUGGUUACUGGUGCUGGAUAACAAGCGACUUCGGAACCCAGAGAAUUACUCUGGAAUAUCUAUGGGUCUGGAUUGCCGUAUUUUUGGAUAUCGUAUGUUAUGCAUUCAUCUCUUUGGCUAUUAAAGGAAUUAUCGUCCUGGAUGGAUACAAGAUACGACUGCGACGUAGAUCAGUGAAUGCGGACGACUUUACUUUAAGCACUACUAGCAACAGUGCAGCAAGACAUUCGAAAUCCAUCGCGAUGAAUAUGCUAUUUUACCCUGCCCUUUACAUCGUAACAGUUAUUCCGAUAUCCGUUGUCCGUUGGUGUGCAUUCAGCGGAACGAAUGUACCCUUCGCAGCCACGGCUUUUAGCAGCGUCUGUUUCGCCUGCUCAGGCAUAUUCAACGCCAUUUUAUUUACCCUCACCCGACCAGGCGUAGUCCCACAUCGGGGACAGAAUGCACACGACCGUCGCGAUAGCUAUGUCACGGCCAUCAGCCCUAUAAGUCCUGUCAGCAAAAGCUACAGGCCUUCUAGAAGCAUGGAUGACAUCGAUAUAGAAACGUGGAGAUAUGUUCCAGACUCGACAAAAGUGAUGCAUCUCUCCGACUCUUCUCGAGAUGGCUCCUUAAAGGGGCAGGUUUGA